GAUCCGAAGCGUUCGGCCAUCUCCGCCGAGGCUCCCCCAUUGGCUCCGAGGCGGCGGGAUGGGCUCCGAGGUCACUCGGCUGUUUCCGUGAGGGGCCGGGUGGGAGCGCGCGGCGCUCGGCUCGGCAUUCUCGGAGCCCGCUUGCGGCUGUUACGCAGCGUAGGGCGGCGGCACAGCGGUAGCUGCAGCAGUAGUAGGAGCGCGGACAAAGGGCAGCGCCCAAGGCCGCCAGCCGGGUGGCUCCUAUGUGCCCCGCGGGGCGGCCGCCGAGCCCCGCCGACAUGGCCCGCCCUGCCGCCGCGAACCGUCCGCACUGCAGCCCGCCCCGCCCGCGAUGAGGAACCGCCGCCACUGAGGAGCCAGGCCGUGCAACCGCCUCACCCCGCGCAGAUUCUUCCGCCCGCCCGUGCCGGAUCCUGUUCCUGCGGGAUCCCUCCGCCAAGUAGUCCGGCGCUCCGUGCCGCCGCCCGCGGAGGAGGAGGAGGAAGAGGCGGCGGGGGAGGGGCGGCAAGGGGACCGGCCGGGCCCAGCGCAGCGCACCCGCGGGCAGUGGCGGGGCCGGGAUGGCUUUGUGAGGCCGCGCCGAGGGACCGCCGCCGCCGCCGCGGAGGCACGGACGGGGCCGCCCCGCGCCGCGCUUCAUGCGGCAGCCGCGCCGCGGCGCCUGAGCCCGGCCCAGCGCAGCGCUCCCGCCGGGGCCGCCAGCCGCGCACCAUGUCGGGCCGGCCCCGCACCACCUCGUUCGCCGAGAGCUGCAAGCCCGUGCAGCAGCCCUCCGCCUUCGGCAGCAUGAAAGUCAGCAGAGACAAAGAUGGCAGCAAAGUGACUACAGUUGUAGCAACUCCUGGACAAGGGCCUGACCGACCACAAGAAGUUAGCUAUACGGACACCAAGGUGAUUGGCAAUGGAUCUUUUGGUGUUGUGUAUCAAGCCAAACUCUGCGAUUCAGGAGAGCUUGUGGCCAUCAAGAAAGUGCUGCAGGACAAAAGAUUUAAGAACCGAGAGCUCCAGAUCAUGAGAAAGUUGGAUCACUGUAACAUUGUCCGAUUGCGUUAUUUCUUCUACUCUAGUGGAGAGAAGAAAGAUGAGGUGUACCUCAACUUGGUGCUGGACUAUGUUCCUGAAACAGUAUACAGAGUUGCCAGACAUUAUAGUCGGGCCAAACAGACACUCCCUAUGAUCUAUGUCAAGUUGUACAUGUAUCAGCUGUUCCGGAGUUUAGCCUAUAUCCAUUCCUUUGGAAUCUGCCAUCGGGAUAUAAAACCACAGAACCUCUUGCUGGACCCUGAUACAGCUGUUCUAAAACUCUGUGACUUUGGAAGUGCAAAACAGCUGGUUCGUGGAGAGCCUAAUGUCUCUUACAUCUGCUCUCGGUACUACAGGGCACCAGAGUUGAUCUUUGGAGCCACCGAUUAUACCUCCAGUAUAGAUGUGUGGUCAGCAGGCUGUGUAUUGGCAGAACUGUUACUAGGACAGCCAAUCUUUCCAGGUGACAGUGGUGUGGAUCAGUUGGUGGAAAUAAUCAAGGUCCUGGGAACGCCUACAAGGGAGCAAAUUAGAGAAAUGAAUCCAAACUACACUGAAUUCAAAUUCCCUCAGAUUAAGGCACAUCCCUGGACUAAGGACUCGUCAGGAACAGGACAUUUCACCUCAGGAGUGCGGGUCUUCCGACCCCGCACUCCACCAGAAGCAAUCGCGCUAUGUAGCCGCCUGUUGGAGUAUACCCCUACUGCCCGCCUGACUCCCCUGGAAGCGUGUGCACACUCUUUCUUUGAUGAACUACGGGACCCAAAUGUCAAGUUACCAAAUGGGCGAGAGAAACCUGCACUCUUCAACUUCACCACUCAAGAACUGUCAAGUAACCCAUCUCUGGCUUCGAUCCUCAUCCCUGCUCAUGCUCGGAAUCAAGCAGCUGCUUCAACCCCUACAAAUGCUACAGCAGCCUCAGAUGUUAACGCAGGAGAGCGAGCUCAGACCAAUAGCGCAGCUUCAGCCUCUGCCUCCAACUCCACCUGAACGGGUCCCGAGCAGCCAGCUGCACAGGAAGAAUCACCAGUAAUUUGAGUCUCACUCAGCAACACUGGUCACAUUUGGAAAGAAAAUUAAAAAGAGGAAAAAAACAAACAAACAAAUGAAACAAAACCCAACAACAAACCUGUUCAUUUUAGUGUUCAAUUUUUUUAUUAUUAUUAUUGUUGUUCUUAUUUAACCUUGUAAAAUAUCUAUAAAUACAAACGAGUUUCAUUGUAUUCUCACUCUGUGGGGCCUCCGGGGCAGGGGAAAGGGGUUGGGGGGCGGGGGGAGGGAAAGUGGAGCAAUAGAAACACGCCAAUGUCUCUUCCCUCGACAAUCUCUUCAUAUUGAAAGUUUGCUGUUGUGUACUUCAGAACCAGGACUCUUGCCUCAUGCCCCCUCCCACAACAGAAAGAAGGAAAAAAACCUCAUUCUCUGCUGAAGUUCUCUCUCUCUCUCUCUCUCUCUCUCCUCUCUUUUAUUUUAUUUUAUUUUUUUAAACCUCUUUUUUAUUUUCUUUUUAAGUGAAGUUUCAGACUUCGGUGUAGUGCACAGCUUGAAUUUGGUCGGGAGCUUAGCAGGGGUCAUUCAACAGAGCUCAGUGCUCCUUGUAAGCCAAUCCAUAUCCUAAGCUAAUCUGAAAAACUGCCCUUGGCUGGGGAGAGGAGGAAGCGGGAAGGCAAGAUUUAGCUGGGGGGAAAAGGGGGGUGGGGGUUACUAUGUGGCUGGAGCUCGGUGCUGCUAGUGGAAGGCUUCCAUUUAAAAAGUCAGUGCUAGCAGUAAGGAAAUCUUUAGCUUCAUUAAGGGAAGAGUCUCCCAAGCAGGCUGUAUAUAAUAUAUACACACACAUGCACAAGCACAUGCAGUUAGCUUUACUGAGAUGCAGCCUACCUGUGUCAUUGGAGCUCCUCCAACGGGCCUGUGGGGUUUUUUGUUUUUAACAAGCUGCAGGAGAGCAUGUGGGGAGCGUGGGCAGCUGUGAUCUUCAGCAGAGAGAAACAGAGGCACCCAGUCCUGUGGCAGGGGGGCUCACUGGAAAAGGGCCGCUGUUGAAAGCAUUUCCCCCGUUUCUCAGUUGGAACUGGCUUCCCUUUCCUGAGGUGCAUAGAAGAAAAAGACACCAGGGUGGGUGACACCAACCAUACCAGUCUGCUGGUUUCUUUGUCUGGUUUUUGUUUUUUUUUUUUUUUUCCGUAAUACAAUUUGAACUUGCUGAAUGCCACCUCCUCAAGUAGUUCCCAUUUUAAUCUGUGGCUAGCAUCUGUAUUUAAUUUCAUCUUCCUUUUUUUUUUAAACUUCCUGCUUUUUUAACCUUUAUUUAUUGUUGCAUGUCACAGUUGCCAUUAUGAUGUUUUUACAUUGGUAGACUCUUAAUAAAAAUACGCAUCUGAGUGAUAUCAACAGUACCUUGUACCUGCUGACUCAUGGGGAAAGCUGGCUCCAGGAGUGUGUGUGUGUGUGUGUGUGUGUGUGUAUUAUAUAAAUGUAUACAUAGAUACAAUACUGCUUUUUUUUAUUUUUAUUUUGUCUACAAUCUUGAAACGGUCUGAUUGGUGCAUGAAACGAAUGCCUAUUCCUAGUCUACAUGUUUUAAGGGUUUUAUUCCCAUAGUGGUGAAUGGUGUGAGAAUCAAAGUCUCCGUUUCUGAAGUUUAAAGCAAUAUUCCUGGGGAAGGGGCAGGGGAGUGACUACAUUGCAGCUGUAAUGUAUGAAAUAGACUAUUGAGACCUGGUCAGUCAUGCACAUGACGCUGGUGUCCACAUGGGCCUUAUACUUAUUCAGAGAAACCUUUAGUCGCCUUGGUGCUUCUGAGCAGUUUAUUUGACCUGCGGCGCUUUCAGGCACGGUCCGUUGUUGUUGGCAUUGACGGCCCUUCUGGUGCAGCCCAGGAGUAGCCAGCAGUAGCAGCUUGCACAGGGCAGCAAGAGUUUUUUGUUUGUGAGCUCAGUGUGUUUCCCCUCCUUGCGCUUCAUAUUUAUCCCUCUGUGUGGGAUUUCUUAAAACUGUCUCUUGCCAGUAGAAGCCCCUUCUGCCCUGCCUAAUAAACGGUGGGUUUCAGGAGGGGAGGAGUCAUCUGCAGAGAUGAGCGGAUAACUGCAAACAAACAGAUAAUCCACUUUAGUUAUACCUCUUAUGGUUUGGCUGUUGGGCAGCCAAAAGCAUUGUAAGCAGGUCUGGACAGAUUCCAGAAUAAUAUAAGGGAAAACCUGUGUUUAAACAAAGCAGAGUCAAAAACCACUCUCAGAACCAAGGAGGAGUCUGUAAUCAAUGUACGAGGCCUCAAAAAAAGGUGGCUUAAUGCAGGAGUUGGGCCUGUGAGUGUCCUGAGGACUGGGAAGAUGUGCUUGAGAGAGGAGAGAGCUGAGGAAUUGGACAUAGACACUCUGGGCUCGGAGACCAUGGAGCACCAAGUCCCUGAACAUCGCUGCUUGUUUCAGGAAAUGUCACGGGUGGUUUUGGCACAUUUUUGUUUUUUUCUUGUCCUUCGAGACUGGUGGGGGAGGAGAGUUAAGAGGUUUUUCUUUCAUUCUUCUAAUAUUAUUCUGUGAGUGUGAGCGUGCGUCUCUGUAUGCACAUACGCUGGAGUCCCAGUAGUUUUAUUUUUCUUCAAGGAUCAUGGCAGGAUCACAAACUCUUUUAUACAAGUGAGAUCCAGGUCUUUGAAUAACCUUUUUUUGUAAAUAAGGAAAAAAAAAAAUACAAAAAACAGAAACAAAGCUCCUCACCAAAUUCAAGCUUGUACAUUAUUAUUUUUGGUUGUUUUUAAAUUUUGAGUUAUAUUGUUUUUGUAUGUAAAUAUGUGGACCCAGGAACUGUUAUUAAUGAGCAAAAAGUUACCGUUCAGGGCAGUGAUUCUGUUUAAUAAUCAGACAAAAUGUAGACGAGCUUUUUAAAGCCAUAUAGUUUUAACUCUGUACAGUAGGUACCGGCCUGUAUUAUUGUAACAAUAACUCUAGCGAUGUAUAGUGUAUCUAUAUAGUUUGGAGUGCCUUCGCUUCCAUGAUUUUUUGAAUUUUAUUUCCCUUUUUUUGUCCUUUUUUAACAGAUGUCUCCCACAUAAAUCUGCAUCUUUGCUCCCGUGCUUUCUAACUCUUUUGAGUGCUGUAAGGUUUCAGUGAUACCAUGGUCAGUAGUGGAACGAAAGGAAACCAUUAUUGGUAACUCAUUUCAUUCAAGCCGUGGCUUUGUUCUGGAUGUGUCAGUUGCUCACCCCACCCCACUCCCGAUAGCAGUGACCGGUUUCGUUUUUGCACUUGCCCUCUUGGCAUCUAGGAGCCCAGUGGCUAGUGGCUAGAUUAGGUUUUGCUCGUCUCUUCCCCAAUCCCUGCAUCCAGAGGUCUUCCAGGAGCCUUUGGGUUUCUUGAGGGUCUCCUUUUUGCUGUGUUAAAGAGGGAGCGAAUUGGGCUUUACAACAAAAAGGAUCUUUUCCCUAAACAGCCCAGUGUCCUACAGUGAUGGCCUAGCAGGCCACGGAGCCACCAUUGCGAGCCGUGGGGCGCGGUGGCUGUCACGGUAGAACACUGCUGAGCCUUUCUAGGAAGGGAAGCACCUGUUCCCUUUUUUCCCUCUUCCCCCAUGCCCUCCCCAAAGUCAUUUUUGUUUUCUUAAGACGUUGAGUUGAACAUUACUCUUGAUUUCUUGUGCCCAGCACAAAAGCCUUGUUUCUAAGAUUAGUUUGCUUGUUAGUAUUUCGCAUCAGAUUGUCUUGAAUGGGAAAACACUUAACUCUUUACCAAACCAAAGGUUGCUGUUUUUUUUGAACCAUCUCGUGUUCAUUCCAGUGAGGCAGAGGCUGCACUUUCUUUCUGGUGACACGAAGGUCAGUGAUGUCAAAUUUGUUUUUAACAGUCCAUUCGGAAUUGUUACUCUUUUUUUUUUCUUUUUCAGUUUUAUUUUUUGGCUUGUUUUUAAUGAAGUAUGGUCUUGAUCUGUCAUUUCUGUCUACUCUGCAAUUGCAUACGUUUCCAAGAUGGAAUUGAUUACAAUCUCUGUGUCCCCUAUUGGACGUCAAUAAAGACACUGGUAUUUUAAUUUCAAGUCUAUCUACCUUUUUAGGAAAAUUAAUGUGAUUGCUCACGUAAAACAUCGAUGUUUUUAAAACAAAUUGGCUGAUGCAAUAUCUGUGUUCACUUUUUUUGUUCUUUUAACCAGGUUUUAUCUAAAAUAAUGGCAGAUGCCUGUGAUUUGCAACUGGUGAUCAUUUUAAAUUUUCCCAGACUAGUAAUACAAUAAACUUAAUGUACUUUAAAAUACAAUAAUUCACUAGUAAUUUUUUCUCUAUUAAAAAUCUCAGCCAUUGAAGGUUAAAAAAACCAAAAAAAAACAAGAAGUAAAAGCACAGUAGAGGACUCAACCCAGGAUCAACCUUUUUGCGGCUAUGAAAAGGCGUGCCUGGUGUUCCAGAUUCUUUCCACAGGGGUUUUAGCCAGUUUUGUUUGUAGCUUUUCGUUUUGCAACACUGCAAUAAAAGCAAAACGAUAAAAAAGGAAAACAAAAAAAACCCAGUACCUAAAGGGUUAGCUCAAGAAAAGUAGCUUCCUUGUGUUGUUCUUUCUCAAUUUAUUUUUAAUAUAAAUAUAUAUAUAUAUAAAAAAAACCAUAUUUAUAUAUAUAUAAAUUUGCUUGCCUGUAAAAUUUGCGUUCAUUAAUGUGUUGCUGAUGGAUCACUUGGGCCUGUACACACACAAAUUAGCGUGACCACUUCCAUUUUAAACUGAAAUCUUUAUAUAUAUAUAUAUAUAUAUAUAUAUAUAUAUAUAUA
Molecule: messenger RNA, 6775 nt
Organism: Alligator mississippiensis (American alligator)
Lineage: Eukaryota; Metazoa; Chordata; Crocodylia; Alligatoridae
Gene: GSK3B
Product: glycogen synthase kinase 3 beta
Exons: 12
Coding region: 715-2016 (433 amino acids)
Biological process (GO): regulation of microtubule cytoskeleton organization; extrinsic apoptotic signaling pathway in absence of ligand; negative regulation of canonical Wnt signaling pathway
Cellular component (GO): cytoplasm; nucleus; axon
Molecular function (GO): tau-protein kinase activity; beta-catenin binding; ATP binding
Source: RefSeq, a predicted model, not a curated record